Molecule: messenger RNA, 3786 nt
Organism: Microcebus murinus (gray mouse lemur)
Lineage: Eukaryota; Metazoa; Chordata; Mammalia; Primates; Cheirogaleidae
Gene: NEFL
Product: neurofilament light chain
Biological process (GO): neurofilament bundle assembly
Cellular component (GO): cytoplasm; intermediate filament; axon
Molecular function (GO): structural constituent of postsynaptic intermediate filament cytoskeleton
Source: RefSeq, a predicted model, not a curated record
GAGGGCCUCAGAAUAAAAGCAGGAAGGGCGCCGCAGCUCCCCAGCCGCCUGUCGCUCGCCCCCGCCUUCCCUUUUGCGCAGAAUCCUGGCCGGGCUGCGGCAGCGCGCUGCCCCCACUGGCCGGCGCGCCGUGAUCGAUCGCACACUGCGUCAGAAUCCUCGCGGCGUAUAAAUAGGGGUGGCAGGACCGCGCCGAGCCGCACACAGCCAUCCAUCCUCCCCUUCCCCUCUCUCCCCCGUCCUUCUCUCUCCAGGCCCCCAGCGCCGCCGCGGCCGGGGAGGCACCGGCCGCCACCAUGAGUUCCUUCAGCUACGAGCCGUACUACUCGACCUCCUACAAGCGGCGCUACGUGGAGACGCCCCGGGUGCACAUCUCCAGCGUGCGCAGCGGCUACAGCACCGCGCGCUCCGCUUACUCCAGCUACUCGGCGCCCGUGUCCUCCUCGCUGUCCGUGCGCCGCAGCUACUCGUCCAGCUCGGGCUCCUUGAUGCCCAGCCUGGAGAACCUCGACCUGAGCCAGGUAGCCGCCAUCAGCAACGACCUCAAGUCGAUCCGCACGCAGGAGAAGGCGCAGCUCCAGGACCUCAACGACCGCUUCGCCAGCUUCAUCGAGCGCGUGCACGAGCUGGAGCAGCAGAACAAGGUCCUGGAGGCCGAGCUGCUGGUGCUGCGCCAGAAGCACUCCGAGCCGUCCCGCUUCCGGGCGCUGUACGAGCAGGAGAUCCGCGACCUGCGCCUGGCGGCGGAAGACGCCACCAACGAGAAGCAGGCGCUGCAGGGCGAGCGCGAGGGGCUGGAGGAGACGCUGCGCAACCUGCAGGCGCGCUAUGAGGAGGAGGUGCUGAGCCGCGAGGACGCCGAGGGCCGGCUGAUGGAGGCGCGCAAAGGCGCAGACGAGGCUGCGCUGGCCCGCGCCGAGCUGGAGAAGCGCAUCGACAGCCUGAUGGACGAAAUCGCCUUCCUGAAGAAGGUGCACGAAGAGGAGAUCGCCGAGCUGCAGGCGCAGAUCCAGUACGCGCAGAUCUCCGUGGAGAUGGACGUGUCCACCAAGCCCGACCUCUCUGCCGCGCUCAAGGACAUCCGCGCGCAGUACGAGAAGCUGGCCGCCAAGAACAUGCAGAAUGCCGAAGAGUGGUUCAAGAGCCGCUUCACCGUGCUGACCGAGAGCGCCGCCAAGAACACCGACGCCGUGCGCGCCGCCAAGGACGAGGUGUCCGAGAGCCGCCGCCUGCUCAAGGCCAAGACCCUGGAGAUCGAAGCAUGCCGGGGCAUGAACGAAGCGCUGGAGAAGCAGCUGCAGGAGCUGGAGGACAAGCAGAAUGCCGACAUCAGUGCUAUGCAGGACACAAUCAACAAAUUAGAAAAUGAAUUGAGAACCACAAAGAGUGAAAUGGCACGAUACCUAAAGGAAUACCAAGACCUCCUGAACGUGAAGAUGGCUUUGGACAUUGAGAUUGCAGCUUACAGGAAACUUCUGGAAGGCGAGGAGACCCGGCUGAGUUUCACCAGCGUGGGAAGCCUCACCAGUGGCUACUCCCAGAGCUCCCAGGUCUUUGGCCGAUCUGCCUACGGCGGUUUACAGACCAGCUCCUACUUGAUGUCUGCCCGCUCCUUCCCGGCCUACUACACCAGCCACGUCCAGGAGGAGCAGAUCGAGGUGGAGGAGACCAUUGAGGCUGCCAAAGCAGAGGAAGCCAAGGACGAACCCCCGUCUGAAGGAGAAGCAGAAGAGGAGGAGAAGGACAAGGAGGAGGCUGGAGAAGAAGAGGGAGCCGAAGAGGAAGAAGGAGCUGCCCAGGAAGAAUCUGAAGAUGCGAAGGAAGAAGAAGAAGGAGGUGAAGGUGAAGAAGGAGAAGAGACCAAAGAAGCUGAGGAGGAUGAGAAAAAAGUUGAAGGUGCUGGGGAGGAACAGGCAACUAAGAAGAAAGAUUGAGCCCCCACCCUGCUCCCCUUUUCUUUAAUGAUGCCAGGAAUAAUUCUCCCGAAAUCAGGUCAACCCCCAUCACCAACCAACCAGUUGAGUUCCAGAUCCUCUGUGAAUUAAAAAGUCAAUCUAUGUAUAAUUCUGAGAUGACUUAGGUUGGACAUUCAACGUUGUGCUAUGACUUUUCUCUUUAUGCAGAGUAUCUGUUUGCUUGCGGAGUGGCUUUCUGGCUUGCUGCCAGCCUGUGCAUGGUCCACGCUUAUGAGUUCAGGAUCUAUGGCAAUGUGAAUCAUUCAGAUGUUUACAAAUAAAACACACACACACACACACACACACACACACACACACACACACACCACGAAUCAAUGAAUUCACUAAUGUUAAACUUCAUGGAGAAAUAGUCCUUUGAGCCUUCGGUGGUUAAACAUUAAAAGACCUCAAGUGAUGUGCAAUAAAUAGUAAAUAAAGUUACACUGACUGACAUCUUUCUUGCUGUGGUUGUUGACUUAAUUAAAAUACCCUAAAGAGGGCACAAGUCUAAACUAUAUACAAGUGAUCUGUUGACCUCUAAUUUUUUUAAAAGGCAAGAUUUUAACAAUUACUUCCCCCCCCCCCUUAAUUGGAAAUUCUGAGGGAUACAGUGAGGUCAUGACUAUUCAUGAAAUCUUUCCCUUCAAAAAUGUUAUGGAUCAUAAACAUGAGUAGAUGAGAAAGUCUAUAAGUAACAAGAUAUUUUGCCCCAUAAAAUAUAUAAUAUUAGGUUGCAGGACAGCUUUAUAGGAAGCAAGUCUGAAAAUAUCUGACAGAUACACCCUUUAUAGUAAAUAAGUUGGUUCAAACUAGUAUGUAAUGAUAAUACAAUAUGAAUAGGAUAUAAAUCUCACACCUCUCUAAAACCACAUUUUAAAAUAUAGUCUAAAUAUCAUGGGCAAAGGUUGAAACCUGAGCACAUGAUAGAAUCAGGAAGAAGAAAUUUUUUUGCCAAUGUAUAACUUUGGGAGGAGAGAGUCAAGACUAUCAAAAGUUGUUUGUCACUCCCCUGCAAACAUGUUGCCUGUGAUCCUGAGCUCAUGAUUCAGUGCGUUGUUCGCUUAAUUCUGUUGUCUCAAGUAAAUAGCAUUUAAUGCCACACAUUUUAAACCUUUUUACAAAACUACAGACACAGGUAAUGAAAUUAUUAUCAGUCACUUAAGGGGGGAGAUAAUAUACUUGUAUGUUAUAUUGGCAUUGCUCUGCAUGUCUUUAUUGGGAAAUAUUUGGAUUUCAGUGAUAGCUUAACUGGUUGGACAUUGCAUCAAAUACACACCCCAUCUGUCCUCCCUGUCCACGUGAAGUUACGGAUGCUCUCGCAAUUGCAUUUGAUGGGGAAUGUAGAUGACAUUAUUGACUAUCUGCUGCUACUCUGCUUCUGUUCUUAAACAAUUGUCUUGUCAGCUGACUUUGUUCAAUAUUUGAUUUUUAGAUGAUAUAUUUAAGUUAUGAAUUUAACCUGAAACCAAAGUGGUCUCCAUUUAAAGUUAUUUGUUCCCUUUGCACCACCUAUUUCUAGUUAAAUAUAUGUUACCGUGCAAAUAGGUAAAAUAUUUCUUUAUCUGCCAUGAAGAUAUGGAUUUGAACUAUGAAGGCUCUGAGCAUAUCAGCUUCUGUAAAGAUUAAGAGUCUCAGAACCAGGCUUUUCACAUUUAUGCUAAUUGGAUGUGAGAUGAUACACAUGGUGAAUUUCGGGCAGAUGCAAACUUCAUCUACAAAGUAACUUCAGUUAAAUGGGAACAGCUGGUUGGUUUGAGAAUUUCUUGGUUAAGUAAGAACACUGUACCAUACUCUAUCCUGUGUGCCAUAAUAAAAUACUGAAAAACCUAAA